Messenger RNA from Sphaerodactylus townsendi, 5027 nucleotides. It is a transcript of the gene SLC75A1, whose product is annotated as major facilitator superfamily domain containing 10. The record is from RefSeq and is a predicted model, not a curated record. Gene Ontology annotation, molecular function: transmembrane transporter activity. The coding region runs from base 1618 to 3072 and encodes 484 amino acids. The transcript has 14 exons. NCBI's taxonomy places the organism in Eukaryota, Metazoa, Chordata, Lepidosauria, Squamata, Sphaerodactylidae. Gene Ontology annotation, biological process: transmembrane transport. Gene Ontology annotation, cellular component: brush border membrane.
CGGUAGCGCCUCCCUCCGGCUGGGCGGGAGAGGGCCUGCCGGGCUUUGUGCGACCGCCGGGCCGGGCCGGAGGGGCGCACCGUCCGACACCCCCUCCCCCCCCCCCCGCUUCAGGGCACGGGCGAGGGGGCUCCCCCGCCCUCUGGCCCAGCUUCGCGUCCUCCGUCCCCAGCCCGGGAGGCGGGACAGUGGUUGUGUGGGGAGGGGGGGGGGUCUCCUUCCUUCCUUCCUUCCUUCCUUCCCGACCAGCCCAGGCCCCCAGCAGCAGCAGCAGCAGCAGCAGCAGGAGGCGGAGGGGUCGCGGGCGAGGAGGGCCCGUCUGAAUGUUGCCCUCAGGCAGGCGUUCCGGCGACCUUUCUCAACGCUUCGGCGCCGAGGAGGCUUCAGGAAGUUCUGCAGCGAUUCCCCCUCUCUGGUGUGUCCCAUCUCAAAAAGACUCAACCUCCACCCCGUCACAUAAAUAUGUUAAGCAGUUUUAAACCAAGUUAGAAUGCUGCUCCACCUGGAUCAGAGCUGUGCAUUUUGAGCAGGCAGAGAGAAAGGCCUCCUUGGUUCCCUGCUGCCUGUCUUCCUUUUCCUCAGAGGCAUCAGAGGCUGGGCCUAGGGCCUUUUGCAGGCAUAGGCAGCUCUUGCCAAAUCAACCACAGCUCUUCCAGUACCUCCAAUUUCACACUCAGUCGAUUUAUGUUCUUCAAACACACAGAUAUACAUAUCUUGAAGCAGUUUCAAUCAAGACUGGAAUGGUUAGUUGUACUAACCAGUACAGGUUAAAUCAGUGGUUCUCAGCCUGGGGGUCGGGACCCCUUUGGGCUCUCUGCAUCAGUGUUCUCUAUCUGUAAAAUGGAUAAAUGUUAGGGUUGGGGGUCACCACAACAUGAGGAACUGUAUUAAAAGGUUGUGGCAUUAGGAAGGUUGAGAACCAUGGGGUUAAAUGUACUCAUUGAAUGUGUGUUUUGAGUGCCGUCAAGUCACUUUAAAUAAUGUCCCAAAAACUGCAGGAAGUUUUGGAGUGAGUCCCGCUGAGAACCUCUGAUCUAGCACACACUGAGUCGAGUGCUGAUGGGAAGGGAGGGGGUGAAGCAGGAUUGUCAACUGCAUGUUGGGAAUUUUCUGGAGAUUUGGGGGUGGAGUUUGGGGAGGGGAGGGGAGAGGGGCCCUGGAGUCCACCCUCCAAAGCAACCAUUUUUCUCCCGGGACUUAUCCUGUAGGCCCGACUCUGGACUCAGGUGUAAUUCAGGAAAUCACUGUGCCCCACGGAGGCUGGAAACCCUCGGGCAAAGGCAGAUCCCCAACCUGGGAAGGCCCAUCAGAAAAGACCCUGGUUCUGUUUGGUGCACAGGGGUUUGCCCUCAGGUGCCAUCGCUCCAGCCUGGGGGUGUCAGACUUGCAGCCCAUGAGCCAGUUGAGGCAAUCCCCAGGGGCCUAGUAAGUCCUCUCAAGGAAUUCUGAUCUGGGCUGGCAAGCAUGCUGUGAGGUCACUAGCUGAGGCAGCCCCCUCCUCAAUGCUGAUCUGGGCUGGCGAGUCUGCUGAGGGGCCACUAGUCAAGGCAACCAUCCCUCCCACCCAGGCCUGGACAGGCCAAGUCACAUUUAUGUCACACCCAGCCCUCAUAACAAAUGAGUUGGGCCCUCUGCUCUAGCCCAUCAAUCCCCGAAAAGAGAAACAGAGUGAAGGUCAUGUCUGGGAAGAUGUCCGUGGGAGCUGGCCAGGGAAGCACGAGGCCCCUUGAGGGGCCUGGAAGAGCCGAAGAGGCCUCCACUCGAGUGAUCACCAUGGUCUUCAUCACACUCCUCAUCGAUCUACUGGGCUUCACGCUCAUCUUGCCUCUCUUGCCUUCCAUUCUUGAUCAUUACAGCAAGAAAGACGAUGGCUUGUACAUCAUCUUGCAACAUGGAGUGGACAGGUUUGCUGAAGUGGUUGGUGUUCCUCCAGAAAGGAAGUACAAUAGCGUCUUAUUUGGAGGUCUGAUUGGCUCCCUAUUCUCCAUCCUUCAGUUUUUUGCCUCUCCCCUCACUGGGGCUGCUUCUGACUGCUUUGGAAGAAGGCCACUCAUGCUGCUGACUGCGGUGGGUCUUAUAGCAUCCUAUUCCUUGUGGGCCGUGUCCAGAAGCUUUGAGCUCUUUCUCCUCUCCAGAGUCAUUGGUGGAAUAAGCAAAGGGAAUGUCAGCCUCUCUACAGCUAUCAUUGCUGAUCUGACUUGUCCUAAAGCACGAAGCAAGGGCAUGGCAAUGAUUGGUGUGGCCUUCUCCUUGGGCUUCAUUCUGGGCCCCAUGCUCGGCGCAUACCUUGCCAUGGAGACAGAGAAGGGGGAGAUCUUCUAUCUUCAGUCAGCUCUCUUUGCUGUCAUGUUUGCAGUUGCAGAUCUGGUUUUCAUUUUCUUCUUGUUACCAGAGACACUCCCAAAAGAAAAACGGGUGUCCUCUGUGACGUCUGGUUUUCAGUCAGUCGCCGGCCUGCUCAGUCCCUGGGCCUUGUUCCAGUUCUCUGCAGUAAGCCAAAGAAUGGAUCCCCCUUCAAAAAAGAAUCUGAAGGUGCUUGGGCUGGUGUAUUUCCUUUAUCUCUUCCUGUUCUCUGGUCUGGAAUACACUCUGAGUUUUCUUGUCCAUCAACACUUCCAGUUCAGCAGCAUGCAGCAAGGGAAGAUGUUUUUCUUAAUUGGAAUUACAAUGGCUGUGAUCCAGGGUGGCUACACUCGCCAAAUCAAACCAGGACAUGAACUCAAGACUGUAAAAGGGGCAAUUCUGUUGUCAAUUCCUGCUUUCCUGUUGAUUGGCUGGAGCACGGGCACGAUCUCCUUGAGUGCAGGAUUGCUGCUCUACUCCUUUGCUGCUGCAGCCGUGGUUCCUUGUUUGUCUGCGGUGGUCUCGGGCUACGGAUCAGCAAGCCAGAAAGGAGCAGUGAUGGGCAUCUUAAGGAGUCUGGGGGCCCUUGCCAGAGCCAUGGGGCCAGUGCUGUCAGCAGCAGUAUACUGGCUGGCAGGAGCCAAAGUCUGUUUCACCAUCUGUGGCUCUUUCUUCUUGAUUCCCCUCUUCUUGCUUGGAUGCAUUCAGAAGCAAACAAAAGAAGAAUAAGCAACCGUGACAUUUCCCCAAGAAGGCAGCUGUGGCAAGCCAAGAAACCAGUUUCUGGAGCAUCCUCUGGUGUUAUGGCUAACUCCAGUCUCAACACAGCUGCUCCUCAGGAUCCUGUCCUGGCUUUGUGCUGACCAACACUGGGGAGUUCAGUGCUACUGAUGUAUUUUUGGCUGUGCUGAGUGGAGAAAUCCUGGAACAGAAAUCUCAAUUGCUGCCUUUGAGCAACCGACACCACUUGUCACAAAAGCUGCUGGAUAUCUUGCCAACUUACCACGGCCUGGCAAAGCAGCAAAAAAACAGUGAUGCAGCAAAGCUUCAUGGGGACAAGGGAAAAAUUAAUCAGUGGAAAAUUAUUCAGUGGAAUUAUUCUUGGCCCUGCCUUUGUCUGCAAGAGCGACUGCGGUGCUGUGGCAUUAGAUUUUCCAAAGAGCAUCCGCUCUCACUUUGGGCUGACCCAAGAGGUAAAACAGUGUUUUCCUAGCACAGAUCAGCCAAGGAUAGGGAUUAUUGGACACACAGCAGAUACUGAGAACGAGAACUUGAGCAUGUUGGUAAAGGGGUUGCAGUUGCCUUAAACCAAAGACUUGGAUAGUUUGCCAAAGAUCUGUGCUCCACAAUUGGCCCUGAGAGGUGGCUUUCAUGCUUGUGGUAUUCUCUGCCUUUGGGUGUAAGAGAAUUGCCAUUAGCAGCCGUGGGCACUGCAACUUGUUCCAUUUUUCUGACUCUGUGUAAAGCAAGAUACAUUUGGCACUCAGACAAUCUUGCCUACUUUAUCAGCAUUAAAAUUAGAGCAAGUUCAGCCUCCUUGGGUGUGUGAUUUCACACUGCCAGUGUAUUUCCCAAAUACAAAUGAGGCUUCUUAGGCAUCUCUUGUGCCUCCAGGGCUCCUCUGCCUCAUUCUGGGGCCAAAGCAAGACUCCCUCCCUCCCCCCCCUCCCACUUUUGUGUAGUGUCUGAACUUGCCUUUGUCAGUGGCCAGCUGUUCCAUCCAGCAGUUCAGUUGGUUAGCCUGGCAAUUCAUGGCUAAGCAUCUUUCAGUACUCCAAUUUGGUAUUUAUUGCUGUAGCAUUUCAACAACAUUUCCCCUGAGAUGUAUUAUGUUACAGAGCCAGUGUGGCGUAGUGGUUUCAAGAGCACCAGACUAGUAUUGUUACCACAGCGAGGGCAGCAAUAAAACUGAAGCCACAAACUAUAAAUUGAAAAUAAAAUAAAGUUUUAAUGUGGUCAAACAGAGUUUUGUUCGGAAGGGAGUGAAGUCAGCAGACCGAGCACCAGGCAAGACACACGGAACACAGAGAAAUGUGGCCAAGCCUGGCAAAGCACACUGAACACAGAAAAUACAGACUUCUUAUAAUAACUGUAUAGGUUACAUCAUAGACUGAAUUAUACAAUAAUAAUACAGGGCCAUCAAUGUCCGUUAAGGUUCUUCCUCUGAGAUAUCUGGGUCUUAUCUUCUGUCAGGAAACACCUCCGGAUAGUUGUCUGCGUGAUAACGCAGAUGUUUGCCCGCUGGCUCUUAUGCAUAUUCACCUUGACAUUCCGCCUUGCCAUUCUGCCCUGUACCUGGCUGCUAAUGGUUUAUUCCAAAACUGCUGAUUUUUGGAAGAGACUUUUAGUAGGGCUGGGCAGUUUAACUAUUCCUUUGGCUUUCCCCAUACUAAGAGGAAAUUGUUUUAACAUAAAUUCUGCCAUCAGCUGCUGGCUUUUCCUGGGUGUGUGUGACAAUUACUUGGGGCUAUGUAAAAAUACAAAAGGGGGUUGCCUGAUUCAUUAACUGUCUGCAUCCUGUUCCUCUGGGUCCACCUUUAGCAUAAUCUAAUCUUUUGUUUCAGCAGCUUGCAAUUUAGAUUUUACAGCAGGAAGAAAACCUUUUAUAGAAAACCAGAAUAAAACUUAAAUUCUACUAACAUUAUAUGUGUAUCAAAACUAUAUUAAAAACAGAAUGAUCAUUA